Messenger RNA from Zygosaccharomyces rouxii, 1191 nucleotides. RefSeq names its product flavohemoglobin (gene YHB1). The coding region runs from base 1 to 1191 and encodes 396 amino acids. The record is from RefSeq and is a predicted model, not a curated record. The transcript has a single exon. Gene Ontology annotation, cellular component: intracellular anatomical structure. NCBI's taxonomy places the organism in Eukaryota, Fungi, Ascomycota, Saccharomycetes, Saccharomycetales, Saccharomycetaceae. Gene Ontology annotation, molecular function: heme binding; oxygen binding; nitric oxide dioxygenase [NAD(P)H] activity. Gene Ontology annotation, biological process: nitric oxide catabolic process; cellular response to nitrosative stress.
AUGUUAAGUGAGCAAGAUCGUAACAUCAUCAAGGCCACUGUUCCCGUUUUGGAACAGCAUGGUGCCACUAUCACCAGUCUCUUUUACAAGAACAUGCUCAAUGAACAUGAAGAACUACGCAACGUUUUCAACAGGAUCAACCAAGCCCGUGGUGCGCAACCUGCUGCCCUAGCCACGACAGUCCUAGCCGCCGCUAAACACAUCGACGAUUUGUCUGUUUUGGCUCCCUAUGUAAAUUUGAUUGGCCAUAAGCACAGAGCAUUACAGAUAAAGCCAGAACAGUAUCCGAUUGUAGGCCACUACCUUUUGCAAGCCAUCAAGCAAGUAUUGGGCGAUGCUGCUACUCCAGAAAUAUUGAGCGCUUGGCAGAAAGCCUAUGGUGUCAUUGCAGAUGUAUUCAUCGAUUAUGAGGCACAGUUAUACAAGGAAGCGUUAUGGGAAGGCUGGCAACCAUUCAAAGUGGUAAGUCGUGAACAUGUGGCUGCAGACAUUAUAGAAUUUACAGUUGCUCCUCAGCCUGGAUCUGGCGUCGAGCUUUCUAAGAUCCCUAUAGUGGCAGGUCAGUACAUUACUGUUAACGUUCAUCCUACCACCCAAGGUAACAAGUAUGAUGCCUUGCGUCACUAUUCCAUCUGUUCAGAAUCAAAGGAUCAAGGGAUUAAGUUCGCUGUCAAAUUGGAGAAUUCCUAUGAGCACGCAGAUGGGUUGGUAUCUGAAUAUUUACAUCAUCAUGUCACUGUUGGGGAUCAGAUUUUGUUAAGUGCACCUGCCGGUGAUUUCACAUUAGAUGAAAGCUUGAUCAAGCAGGAGAAAACUCCAUUAGUUUUAAUGAGUUCUGGGGUUGGCGCUACACCGCUAAUGGCCAUGUUAGAAAGACAAAUUAAAGAAAACCCAAAAAGACCCAUAAUUUGGAUCCAGUCAUCCCACGAGGAAUCCAGACAGGCCUUUAAGCAAAAAUUGGAAGCUAUAUCAGAAAAAUAUGACAGUUUUCAAAAACUUGUCGUCCAUACAAGCGUUCAGCCACGAAUCGGUCUGCCUUUCCUACAGAAACAUGUGCCUUCUGAUGCCGACAUUUACGUUUGUGGGUCCCUACCAUUCAUGACAAGUAUGUUGGGUUACUUGGAUUCCUUGCAUCACAGAAACGUUCAUUAUGAACUAUUUGGACCCAAAAUGGUCACUGUCAAAGCAUAA